UCACGCUAAAAAGUAGCCUGGAACAUCCCAUAAUAGGAAUCCAGCAAGACGUUAGAUAGGUAUGGUAUAUCUACCUCCUCCGUAGCCUCACGAUUCUCCAGCCGAUCCGCUAUCACCCAUGCCUUCACAUCGCCGUCCGCGGCCAAAGAUUUCUCUCUGGGCACGUUUUCGGACAUGGCUUCGCUACUGGGAGUCCUCGCUCCGACUACGCAGUAGUCUGCUCCGGCUCAGAGAACACAAGCAUCCCUUCCUUGCGCUGCUGCUCAUGUUUAUCCCAUAUCGAUCUUGGUUCUUCGAAAUCCCAGGCCCAUUUUCUCUCCGUGCACUCAUUGAGGACCAGAAGAAUGGGACAGGGAUAAUUCGAUCCCAAUUUGGUGACAUACAUAAUCUCCGGGGUAUUCCCAUCUGGCGCAUGCGCGACACGCCACUGCGGUCUCUCUACCGGCUCUACGAGCUUCACCUCGCUGAUCGAUACGAUCUAAUGGGGUACGAAAUGGAAUAUUUCUUUGCUCGUCCUGAUUGGAAGCUGCAAGAUAUCCCAGACCUGAGAGAUUCCGAUCCGCUUCGUUAUGCUGUUAUCGCCUGUAUUGUCGAGGAAUUACACGAGGCGAUCAAUUGGAGGCUCAGUCUGGGCCUGCGAAGAAAUGGUGAACAUGUUUAUCGUGAUCAGAACGAUGACCCAUUGCCACCAUUUCUUCCUGAGGACUUGCCUGGUUGGACCAAGAAUGUAGCACCGAUUGACAAGGAGCUAUUGAGGCAGUCUGUACCACCAGAUAAGCUUGAUACGGAUGGAAACCUCGUGCUUGAGGCGGGGGGUCAGAGUCCGAUUUUUGCACAGCGUAACAUUAUCACGAACACGGGCUGGCUCUAUACUAUCUAGGAGCAAUCUAAUUAAACCCAUGCAAUGCCACCGGACUCCAUUUAACCUUUAACCCGCAAACCCCUGCCUAUCCGAAGAUAUCUUCAUUGUACAUACUUGUGGCGAUACUCACGCGCUACGCGUCG
This is a messenger RNA of Paecilomyces variotii, 1005 nucleotides long. RefSeq lists its product as hypothetical. The record is from RefSeq and is a predicted model, not a curated record. The transcript has a single exon. NCBI's taxonomy places the organism in Eukaryota, Fungi, Ascomycota, Eurotiomycetes, Eurotiales, Thermoascaceae. Bases 119 to 880 code for a protein of 253 amino acids.